This is a messenger RNA of Phodopus roborovskii (desert hamster), 2317 nucleotides long. It is a transcript of the gene Slc41a2, whose product is annotated as solute carrier family 41 member 2. The coding region runs from base 1 to 1962 and encodes 653 amino acids. Gene Ontology annotation, molecular function: monoatomic cation transmembrane transporter activity. Gene Ontology annotation, biological process: monoatomic cation transport. The transcript has 11 exons. The record is from RefSeq and is a predicted model, not a curated record. Gene Ontology annotation, cellular component: plasma membrane. NCBI's taxonomy places the organism in Eukaryota, Metazoa, Chordata, Mammalia, Rodentia, Cricetidae.
AUGGUCCUGAUAACUGGGAAGAAGUUUGGGAAGUUCCACGAGGGAUUUCAGUUCAGACUCGUUAUCUGUAGAUUUUUGAGGUUGAAUCCCUCUCUGGAACUUGUAAAUGUUUUUUGCCAGAGAAAACAUUUUCUGCGCAGUAAAGUCAACGGCUUAACUUGGGCAAGGGCUGGUGUGGCUUUGCUUCUGCUAUGCUCGAGGAAGCUUGAGUCCGAAGGGUACAGCGCUUUUUGUGAUGACAAUAUGACUCACAGUAAAGGAAGAUCUGUCACUUGCAAGACAAGUAGCAGCCCAGAUAGUGGAGGAGGCUUUGUAGAUUGGACUUUAAACUUAAACACAAUUCAGUCUGACAAGUUUUUGAACUUACUUUUAAGUAUGGUGCCAGUCAUUUACCAGAAGAACCAGGACGACAGGCAUAAGAAAGCCAACGGCAUUUGGCAGGACGGAUUGCCAGGUGCAGCGCAGACCUUCAGCAAGCGGUCAGAGCCACAUCUGGACUACCACGAGUUCUCAGAGCAGGCCUUCCACGGCAGCAGUGGGCAUGCUCCAGCCAGCUGCAGCCCCAAGUAUGACGACUAUGCCGGCUACAACUACUGUGAUGGAAGGGAGGCUUCAGAGACCACCGCCAUGUUACAGGACGAAGAUCUGUCCAGCGAGGGUGGUGAUGUUAUUGUGGAAACAAGCCACAGGCUACCCAAGGAGUCCAGUGGCAUCAUGGCUCUGCAGAUACUCGUGCCGUUCCUGCUGGCUGGGUUUGGAACGGUCUCCGCCGGCAUGGUUUUGGACAUAGUACAGCACUGGGAGGUGUUCAAGAAUGUGACAGAAGUUUUCAUUUUAGUCCCUGCACUUCUUGGUCUGAAAGGGAACUUGGAAAUGACGCUGGCGUCUCGGCUAUCCACUGCAGUAAAUGUUGGGAAGAUGGACUCACCCAUUGAAAAGUGGAAUCUGAUCAUUGGCAACUUGGCUUUGAAGCAGGUCCAGGCCACAGUGGUUGGCUUCUUAGCAGCUGUGGCAGCCAUCAUAUUGGGCUGGAUUCCAGAAGGGAAAUAUUACCUCAGCCACUCCGUGCUUCUGUGCUCCAGUAGUGUGGCGACUGCAUUCAUCGCCUCUCUUCUGCAGGGAAUAAUAAUGGUUGGUGUUAUCGUUGGCUCCAAGAAGACAGGCAUAAACCCGGACAACGUGGCCACGCCCAUUGCUGCUAGUUUUGGUGAUCUGAUAACUCUCGCCAUAUUAGCGUGGAUAAGUCAGGGUUUGUACUCCUGUCUUGAGACAUAUUAUUACAUCUCUCCAUUAGUUUGUGCCUUUUUCUUGGCUUUGACACCUAUUUGGAUUAUAAUCGCUGCCAAACAUCCUGCUACCAGGACAGUGCUCCACUCAGGCUGGGAGCCGGUCAUAACAGCCAUGGUCAUUAGCAGCAUUGGGGGCCUUAUUCUGGACACAACUGUAUCUGACCCAAACUUGGUUGGGAUUGUCGUUUACACGCCAGUUAUCAAUGGUAUCGGUGGCAAUUUGGUGGCCAUUCAGGCUAGCAGGAUCUCUACCUACCUCCAUUUGCAUAGCAUCCCUGGAGAAUUGCCGGAAGAGCCCAAAGGUUGUUCCUACCCGUUUAGGACGUUCUUUGGUUCAGGAGUGAACAAUAAGUCUGCGCAAGUUCUUCUGCUCCUAGUGGUUCCGGGCCACUUGAUUUUCCUCUACACAAUUCACCUGAUGAAGAGCGGCCACACCUCUCUGACUAUAGUCUUCGUUGUCGUGUACCUACUUGCUGCCGUGCUACAGGUGUUCACCUUGCUGUGGAUUGCUGACUGGAUGGUCCAUCGCUUCUGGAGGAAGGGGAAAGACCCAGACAGUUUCUCCAUCCCGUACCUGACAGCGCUGGGUGACUUGCUUGGGACAGCUCUGCUGGCCCUAAGUUUCCAUUUUCUCUGGCUUAUUGGAGACCGCGAUGGAGAUGUUGGGGACUAAGGAUCCUAGAAGCUGUUGCAGGGUCACCCAGGAGGAGAACACAAGGCAGCCACUGCUGCCCUUCCCCAAAGCUCUGAAUCUGUCAUGUGACUUUGCCGGGCUAGUCUGCGGUUCACCCUGACUCCAUAAAUGGCCUUAAUGUACUUUUUAAGGAAUUUGUGUUGAAACACGACUUGUGCUGCUUUUUGUAGAAUAAAUAAUUUGACACAGACAUAGAUACAAGGUCACACUCUAAAAUUAAUUAGGAAAGAAUCUAGGAUGUUUACAAUGGAUAAUUUUGAAACCACAAAUCUAGCAGAAAUAUACUUUAUUAUUAGGGUUAUCAUGCAAGGUUGGAGGCAAGGAGCUUUAGCCU